Molecule: messenger RNA, 594 nt
Organism: Macadamia integrifolia
Lineage: Eukaryota; Viridiplantae; Streptophyta; Magnoliopsida; Proteales; Proteaceae
Exons: 1
Coding region: 1-594 (197 amino acids)
Biological process (GO): chromatin remodeling
Cellular component (GO): nucleus
Molecular function (GO): catalytic activity
Source: RefSeq, a predicted model, not a curated record
AUGUCUUGUGGUUCUAAUCUUGUGGUUAAGCGUAGAUUUAGAUUUGCAUCAUGGAACAUUGGUUUGCUGACGGAUAAGAGUAUGGAGUUGAUUGAUGUUAUCAGGAAAAUAAUGGUUAAUGUUGCAUGUAUUCAAGAAACGAGAUGGAAAGGUAGCAAAGCUAAGGGGUUGGACGAUUUCAAGCUAUGGUGCUUGGGAAAUGAAUGUGGGAGAGGGGGAGUGGAAAUAGUAGUUGAUAAAGAUCUUAAAAAUGACAUUGUGGAUGUUAAGAGACUUGGAGAUAGGAUUCUCGCCAUUAAACUGGUGCUUGGGGAUGAGAUUUUUAACAUAGUUUGCGAUUACGCGCCCCAAGAAGGGCUUGAUGGCAGGGUUAAGGUACAAUUAUGGGAGCAUAUGGAUGAAAUGAUGCAGGGUCUCGAUCAGGAGGAGAGAAUUAUUAUUGGUGGGGACCUUAAUGAUCAUGCGGGCAAGGAUCAUAGAUGCUACGAAGAUGUGCAUGGAGGAUAUGGAGUUGGGGAGAGGAACGCAGAGGGGACUUCAGUGUUGGAAUUUGCAAUAACACAUGACCUUUGCAUUGCAAAUACAUUUUUUUGA